Carlito syrichta (Philippine tarsier) is the source of this 1200-nucleotide messenger RNA. Its product is annotated as EMILIN-1. The transcript is spliced from 5 exons. Gene Ontology annotation, molecular function: protein binding; extracellular matrix constituent conferring elasticity. Bases 473 to 1153 code for a protein of 226 amino acids. The record is from RefSeq and is a predicted model, not a curated record. NCBI's taxonomy places the organism in Eukaryota, Metazoa, Chordata, Mammalia, Primates, Tarsiidae.
GGGCAGCUCCGGCGCGGCCCUGCAGGCCCUGCAAGGGGAGCUGUCCGAGGUCAUCCUCACCUUCAGCUCCCUCAACGACUCGCUGCACGAGCUCCAGGCCGCCGUGGAGGGCCAGGGCGCCGACCUGGCCGACCUGGGGGCCACCAAGGACCGCAUCAUCUCUGAGAUCAACAGGCUGCAGCAGGAGGCCACGGAGCAUGCCACGGAGAGCGAGGAGCGCUUCCGAGGCCUGGAGGAGGGACAGGCCCAGGCCAGCCAGUGCCCGGGCCUGGAGGGGCGGCUGGGCCGUCUCGAGGGAGUCUGCGAGCGGCUGGACACGGUGGCUGGGGGGCUCCAGGGCCUGCGCGAGGGUCUCUCCAGGCACGUGGCCGGGCUCUGGGCCGGGCUGCAGGAGGCCAACGUCACCAGCCACACGCAGGCCGCCCUGCUGGAGAAGCUGCUGGGGGGGCAGGCGGGCCUGGGCCGGCGGCUCAUGGCCCUCAACGGCUCACUUCUGCUCCUGGAGGACCGCGUGCAGCAGCUCAGCCUGCAGGACCACAUCGGGCCUGCAGGAGAGGCUGGGCCCCCGGGGCCUCCAGGGGGGCAGGGCCCCCCAGGCCCUGCUGGACCUCCAGGACCUCCAGGCAAGGACGGACAUAAGGGGCCCACUGGACCGCCAGGUCCCCAAGGUGAAAAGGGAGUGGAGGGGGCCCCAGCUGCCCCUGCGCCCCGAGUGGCCUUUUCUGCUGCCCUGAGUCUGCCCCGGUCUGAACCCGGCACAGUCCCCUUCGACAGAGUCCUGCUCAAUGACGGCGGUUACUAUGACCCCAAGACAGGCGUGUUCACCGCGCCCCUGGCCGGGCGCUACCUGCUGAGCGCGGUGCUGACCGGGCACCGGCACGAGAAGGUGGAGGCCGUGCUGUCCCGCUCCAACUUGGGCGUGGCCCGCGCAGACUCGGGCGGCUAUGAACCCGAGGGCCUGGAGAACAAGCCGGUGGCCGAGAGCCAGCCUAGCCCGGGCGCCCUGGGCGUCUUCAGCCUCCUGCUGCCGCUGCAGGCCGGGGACACGGUGUGCGUCGACCUGGUCACCGGGCAGCUGGCGCACUCGGAGGAGCCCCUUACGGUCUUCAGCGGGGCCUUGCUGUACGCGGACCCGGAGCCCGGACACGCGUAGACGGGACGGCCCUGCCCGAGGCGUCCACGACGGCCCGAGAGCCAGGG